GUUUUAGUUCUUAAAUACAGUGUGAGAUUUAAACGUUACGAUUAAAUGUGUAGAGUUCGAAAUUAAUACAGUGAAAUUAAAAAGACAGUGCCACAAAAAACAUAAUGGAUUAUUUAACUACGGAAUGUGCCGCAAGGUCAGCGGGUCCGGCAAAUACAUUAAUGACCUUGUUAUUGCAAACAUUGAUAACAAAGUUUUGUGCAUUAAGCGAUCGAUCGCAUUGGCCGGCCGAUUAUGGUGAAGAAAUUGCUAAGAAAGGCUUGGGUGACUAUGACUUUGUGGUAGUUGGUUCUGGUAGUGCCGGUUCUGUUGUUGCUGGACGUCUUAGUGAAAAUCCCAAUUGGAAAGUUUUACUUCUGGAGGCUGGUGGUGAUCCACCCAUUGAAACUCAGUUUGUAGGCUGGCAUAUGGCUACACAAUUUUCGGACUGGGAUUGGCAAUACCACACUGAACCCAAUGGCAAAGCCUGUAUGGCCAUGGAGGGCGAAAGCUGUCACUGGCCUCGUGGCAAAAUGUUGGGCGGUACUAAUGGCAUGAAUGCCAUGAUUUAUGCUCGCGGUACUCGUGCUGAUUUCGAUGAUUGGCGUGAUCGCGGCAAUCCAACUUGGGGCUUUGAUGAUGUUAUGCCCUAUUUCCGUAAAGCCGAAGAUCUACGUUCGACCCGAGGUGGCUAUAAGCCCGGAGAUCAUGGUGUGGGUGGACCAAUGGGCCUUAAUAAUUAUGUUUCGGAUAAUGAAUUUCGUGAAACUAUCAAGGCAGGCAUGGGUGAAAUGGGUUAUGGCACAGCUCCUGAUUUUACAGAAGGCUCUUGGAUAGGACAAAUUGAUAUUUUGGGUACACAAGACCAAGGCAAACGUAUAACAACGGCUCAAUCUCACUUGCAUAAGGAACGUAAGAAUUUACAUGUCAUACGCUAUGCCCAAGUGAAGAAAGUCAAUUUUGACAAGGAAAAGAGGGCCACAGGAGUGACAUUUGUUUUGAAAGGCAAAAAAGAAUAUACAGUAAAGGUGACCAAAGAGGUAAUAUUGGCAGGAGGAGCUAUAGGUACACCACAAAUGUUAAUGUUGUCGGGCAUCGGACCCUCGGCACACCUUAAAAAAUUGGGCAUACCUGUUCUGGUAGAUUUGCCUGUAGGCCACAAUCUUAAGGAUCACGCCAGUUUGCCGGUAGUAUUCCAAAUUGACAAAUCCACUGCUCGUAAGCCCACAGACGAAGAGCUGGUUGAUGCCAUGUUUAACCUAAUCAUGGGUCGUUAUAGUAAACUUUUACAUCAUGAAGCUACAGCCUUGACAGGCUUUAUAAACACCACCUCCUUACAUGGACCCAAUCCUGAUAUACAAACUACCAAUUUCUUUAGUCUUAUGCAAUCUCCAGAACUCAAAGGUUACAUCAAAGCUACGGGUUUCAAUAAAAAAGUAGCCGCCUCGAUUUUAAAGGCUAAUGAAAAUUCCAAUACCUACAUCACUUAUCUACUGCAUCUGAAACCCUUCUCAAAGGGCCACAUCGAAUUAAGAAGUGCUAAUUAUCUAGAUAAGCCGCUUAUACAUGUCAACUAUAUGUCAGAUGAACGUGAUGUGGAUACUUAUAUUAGAGCUUUGAACAUCUAUUCAAAAUUGCCUCAAACUAAGGCAUUUAGCGAGAGGGAGACCUCACUGCAUAAAAUUGAUUUGGAUGCUUGUAAUUCUCUACCCUACAAGUCCGACGAUUAUUGGCGUUGUUAUAUUAGACACAUGACCACCACUGUUUAUCACCCUGUGGGCACCACUAAAAUGGGCCCCUCUACGGAUCCUACCAAUGUGGUUGAUUGGCGCUUACGCGUUCAUGGUACUAAAGGUUUGCGAGUUGUGGACGCCAGUAUUAUGCCAGAUAUUGUGGCUGCCAAUACCAAUGCCGCCAUUAUAAUGAUUGGUGAGAAGGGUGCUGACAUGAUUAAGGAGGAUUGGGAUGCUAAUAGUCCUCAUAACGAAUUGUAAAGAUAUUAAAAAUGCAUUUAAAGCUUAAACCGAUAUUUUUGUUAUUAAUUUUGUAGAUAAAUAAAGUAAUGUUUCUUAAAUAUGAAA
Messenger RNA from Calliphora vicina (urban bluebottle blowfly), 2060 nucleotides. RefSeq names its product glucose dehydrogenase [FAD, quinone]. The transcript is spliced from 4 exons. Gene Ontology annotation, molecular function: oxidoreductase activity, acting on CH-OH group of donors; flavin adenine dinucleotide binding. NCBI's taxonomy places the organism in Eukaryota, Metazoa, Arthropoda, Insecta, Diptera, Calliphoridae. Bases 105 to 1973 code for a protein of 622 amino acids. The record is from RefSeq and is a predicted model, not a curated record.